Molecule: messenger RNA, 1492 nt
Organism: Bradysia coprophila
Lineage: Eukaryota; Metazoa; Arthropoda; Insecta; Diptera; Sciaridae
Product: NF-kappa-B-repressing factor
Molecular function (GO): nucleic acid binding
Source: RefSeq, a predicted model, not a curated record
ACACACGGCACGGCAUCCAAAACACAUUGUUGAUAGUUACCGCUUGUUAAAAUUAACAGUUUCAUUAAAAUGAGUUCAAACACUGAUUGGGACGUCGACAAUUACAAAACUGACUAUGAAAGCGACGAACAUUGGGAAUUGAGACGAUUGUUUAUGGAAACACACAAAGACAAAUUCGAGGAAGACGAACUAGUUUGUUUGGCACAAGUCUUUACAAAUGUUGAAUUUAUGGGCUGCAAGUAUCCCGACAAGACAAUGAGAAAGGUCGCGCUUCUGUCCAAAGAGGUUGCUGAAGAUUUUCGAAAAAAGCGAGCGACAAAACUGAAACGAACCUUUGUCGGUGCGCAAGAUGCUGCCGGCAUUAAAGCGAAAGGAAGACGGACGAUCGAGGAGAAUAACACGCAGAAAUAUACAAAACCAAUUCAAUUCACACCGCAAACACCAUCAGCCGAUUCGACAUCUUCACCGGUAAAGCCAAUUUCUAUGGAAUCCAAACAAGAAAAUUUCGUUCCGAUUCAGUCAGCUGCGUGUUCAUCCACUAAUCAUCAAAAUCAGCCGAAAAAGUCGAAAUCGGAAAAGCGGCGUCGAAACGAUCAGCUGUCGGGAUUUUGCAGAAACUCACUUCGCCCGAACAAAUAUGGAAAUUUCAUCAUCAUGGAAAUGGGUGCCGAUACAAAUGCAUUUCAAAUAUUACAGACCAGUGCCGCCAAGCAGAAAGCACUGAUUAAUGUCACCUAUUCUAUGAUAGGGAACGAAACAGAGUGUUCCGUUGACGUCAACCACAAGACGGUUGCUAAAGCUAUAUCAGCGAAUAAAAAAGACGCAAGGACACUUGCCAGUGAUGCAGCACUCGAGCAACUGCGGAACGAAUGUUACACUCUGAAGAAAAAGCCCGAAGUGAAGAGCACCAAAAUUGAAACCACAAUGGGAAAGUCCGACAACCGAAAAGCCGAUUGUUCGACCGCCACAUCCGAUCAAUACACCAGCAAUCAACUGAACGAAAACAACAAAGGAUUCAAAAUGAUGAAAUUGUUGGGCUGGAGUGGUGGAGCACUGAGUGCCGGUGGUAUCGAGACGCCGAUCGGCGUUCAGUUGAAAGUGGAUCGCUUGGGACUGGGAUUGACUAACGAUACAAAUCACAAUCUGAAUCGGCGAUAUUUCUCGGAAUAUUUGCAAAAGUACAACAUGGAUGCGGACAACAUACAUGAAUUGAUAUUUUCGAAAGACUUUACCAAAGAGGAACGGGCUACACUGCACACGAUAGCAGCAAAGCAAGGACUGAAAUCGAACAGCAAAAAUACAGCCGACGGCGACCGCUAUUUGAUAAUAUCGAAAAAAAUUCCAUUGGAAAUUUUAGCCACUAAUGUCUUGAACGGUGGCAUUUACACAGAGAUGUAUGAUCUGAUUCAUCCUACCGAUCAGUAGGCAGUAGGGGUGUGUUGAAUUCUUAUGUAAAAUACAAUAAAACAAAUGUUAUUCUCCAGCGAUCGAA